Molecule: messenger RNA, 1222 nt
Organism: Ruditapes philippinarum (Manila clam)
Lineage: Eukaryota; Metazoa; Mollusca; Bivalvia; Venerida; Veneridae
Exons: 7
Coding region: 23-1222 (399 amino acids)
Source: RefSeq, a predicted model, not a curated record
ACUAACAUUGUUUCUUAGAACAAUGGCAUGUAUAAUCCGCUACAUAACUAUUGCGUCUAUAUUCAUCCACAUCUCUGUUGAAGAAAAAGAUGGAACUUUCAACGGUGGAUCCAUCAGUUACAAACUUGAAGAAAUAGCUGGAAGGAAAAUUGCACAUGUUGAGCUGAUUACUGGAUGGACGCUUGGGAAAGGGCCAUGUGGAGAUGCGUGUAAAUCAACUAGUGUAAAUUUGAUUACAAAUGACCAAAGAGAUACAAAAGAGAAGGCAGCAGACAGCAUUUACUGUUUUGGAAACUUUUCUUCUGAUUACAAGGAACCUGAUGGUCAAACUUCGGAACGGCAUUUAAAUCAUAUUGUCCACCAAAACUAUACAGAAAUUGUUAUCGCUGUUAGCGAGAAUGCAAUGUGGGAACAGGAAUUAAUGACGUUCAGUAUUUUAAUGGAACAUGAGGAAGAAGAUAUAAUGUUUAAAGGAUCUUAUUGGAGACCUUUGAUGUACGGAAGUGAUUUACAAUGGCAAAUUCAGUCAAAAGUUGUAAGCAAAUCUCGUAGCGAUACUAAGGGAUUGAACAACUGCCCUCAAGUAGUCACCAAACCAUUUUACAGAGUAAAGUUGGACCAGAGUACAACUAUACGAAUACCAAUGAUUGAUCCAGAUAACGAUAUUGUAAGAUGUGAUCUAUCUCAGUUCGCAGAAGUUGGAACAUUGCCAGUUCCAGAAGGUCUUCAUGUACACAAAGAGUUCCAGUCAUCUGUCUGUAAAGUGACAAUAAAUACCAGCAAAUCUUUGAAUUAUAGUGACAACACUUGGGUAGUCAUACCGAUUACAUUUCGAGAUUACAACAAAAUGAAAAUAGUGUUUGGUGACAAGGAGAAUCCACCGGUAAAAUACUCGCUUAGUUCCACUGGUGCACAGUUUGCCGUUCAGGUACUGGAACAUCUUGAAACUCCAGAGUUUGUUUCUCCAACUAUCAAAGGUGAUCACAUGUUUAUAGUAUACGUUGGUACAAUAUGGAACACGGAUGUCUAUGCCAGGGCUUCAGAAAAUACAACAAUUGAACGGUUCAUCCAGUCCGGGCGAAAUCGCGAGAAAGUUACAUUAUCAAGUCUACGUAAUGAUACAAGAGAACGUGUGGUAUAUACAUCUAUGUCAUGGGAGCCAACAGUAGAAGAUAAAGGACAGCAUGUUCUGUGUAUUAGAGUUGUUGACAUAACUGGGUAA